Messenger RNA from Symbiodinium sp. CCMP2592, 561 nucleotides. Lineage: Eukaryota; Dinophyceae; Suessiales; Symbiodiniaceae. The record is from the annotation of a GenBank genome assembly.
AUGUGGAUCGCAAUGCAAGACUUGAUGCAGGUUGCCUUGGUUGUGGCCUGCGUUUUCGCCGGAUGGUCUCUCCAGACGUCCGCCUGCUCGUUCCUCCUGCAGCGCAUGACCUAUCCCCUGAAGAAGGCACAGCCGGUGCUCUCGGCUUUCGGGCCCGGACAUGGUUCCUCUCACCCAGCGGGGUCCGUUCAGACCGUGGACUUUACCACGGACCAUGAUGCCAGCGACUCGACCGAGGAGCGGGCGUCAACGUUUAUGGCAAAUCCCGGGAGGACAGUGGGUGCUGCAGUGACUGCAGAGAGGUGGCAGCAGCAGCCGAAGGGUGUGGAUUCGGGGCUUUCGGACGAAGUCGAGUCCGGGGCCGUUGUGAGCUUUCAGACGAAAGGCUGGAUUUCCAAUCAGUUAGAGGACCCCUCAACUCGCUUGUUGCUCUUGGAUGGCAAGCAGACCUUUGACGAGGAUAUCAAACACGAACGGGUCUUCGUCCAAGACGAGGACAGAAAGUGGCUUGGUGAUCUGGCCCAUGAGGGUGGCAGAGACUUGCUAUGGGGUAACGGGUAA